This is a messenger RNA of Apiotrichum porosum, 1059 nucleotides long. RefSeq lists its product as uncharacterized. The transcript is spliced from 6 exons. The record is from RefSeq and is a predicted model, not a curated record. Bases 1 to 1059 code for a protein of 352 amino acids. Lineage: Eukaryota; Fungi; Basidiomycota; Tremellomycetes; Trichosporonales; Trichosporonaceae. Gene Ontology annotation, molecular function: oxidoreductase activity; zinc ion binding.
AUGAGUCUCAGCAUUCCUCCCACCAUGAAGGCACUCGUUAUCAAGGCCCCUUUCAAGAUCGCAGUCGAGGAACGACCCACUCCUCGCAUCGUGGACGCCAAUGACGCCAUUGUCCGGGUGCACCAGUCUGGACUAUGCGGGUCCGAUUUGCAUUGGUAUCGCGGCCAUCAGCCGUCGUCUUACAAUUUCAUUCUAGGCCAUGAAGUAAUCGGCGAGGUCGCAGAGGUCGGCUCUGCCGUCAAAAAGUUCAAGCCGGGGGAUUUGGUCCUGGCUGCCUUUUCCACCAGCUGUGGCGAGUGCUUCUACUGUAGUCAACAACACUCUGCACGCUGUGUUCACUCACAGAAUUUCGGCACUCCAAUGCUGGACGGCGCGCAAGCAGAGUACUUCAGGCUCCCCCAGGCAGAUACGACCCUGUUCCAUGCCCCGGUAGACAUUCCUAAGGACAAACUCGUUCUCCUUACGGACAUUCUCCCCACUGGUUAUCAAGUUGCCUACAAUGCCAAGACCUUGCUGUCCUCCGAUGUUCCGGAAACAGCUGCCAACGCAAUCCAACAACAAAGUGGAGUCUGUGUGGUGAUCGGCUGUGGUCCAGUGGGAUUAUGUGCCAUAUCGGCCGCGUGUACUUUGUUCGAGACCGUGUUCGCGACCGAUAUCGCUCCACACAGACUUGAAUCGGCUUCCCGUCAUGGCGCGAUUGCCCUCCCCCUCGAACAGCUGAAACAGAAGUUGAUGGAAGUCACCGAGGGCCGAGGAGCUGAUGCGUGUCUGGAAGUUGUCGGCCACUCCUCCGCCCUGCAAACUGCUCUGGACCUUGUCAGGCCAUACGGUGCAAUCAGUAGCUGUGGUGUCCAUACUCAGGUGGCACCGCUGGCUGGAUCCCAGCUCUACGGCAAAAAAAUGAUGUUCGGCCGUUGCUCGGUCAACAAGUACAUGGAGCCAGCACUCGCUCUUCUCAGAGAAAAUCAAGCACUGUUCUCAUCUUUCGUGGAGCACAAGAUACCUCUCUCACAGGCUGAAGAGAACAAAGUGGCCAAGACGGUAUUUGACUUUGAAUGA